GGAGGCGGGCUCUCUGCUGGCUGCGACGCAAGGUUGGGGCGCACAGCGGGACACGAUGACCCCUUGGGCCGAGCGGCUGGCGGGGGUACACGGGGUGCUGCUCGACAUCUCAGGCGUGCUGUACGACAGCGGGGCUGGCGGUGGCGCCGCCAUCGCGGGCUCCGUGGAGGCGGUGGCGAGACUGAAGCAGUCCAGGCUGAAGGUGAGAUUCUGUACCAAUGAGUCCCAGAAGUCCCGAGGAGAGCUGGUGGGGCUACUUCGGCGACUGGGAUUUGACAUCUCUGAGGGAGAGGUGACUGCCCCAGCACCAGCUGCCUGCCAGAUCCUAAAGGAGCGAGGCUUGAGGCCACACCUGCUUAUCCAUGAUGGAGUCCGCUCCGAAUUUAAUGACAUUGACAUAUCCAAUCCAAACUGCGUCGUGAUUGCAGAUGCUGGCGAAGGCUUUUCCUAUCAGAACAUGAACAAAGCCUUCCAGGUGCUCAUGGAACUGGAAAACCCCGUGCUCAUAUCACUGGGGAAAGGACGUUACUACAAGGAAGCCUCUGGCCUGAUGCUAGAUGUCGGAGCCUACAUGAAGGCACUUGAGUACGCCUGCGGAGUAGAGGCCGAAGUGGUGGGGAAGCCUUCCCCGGAGUUCUUCAAGUCCGCCCUGCGUGCGAUAAGAGUGGAAGCCCACCAGGCCAUCAUGAUUGGGGACGACAUCAUGGGAGAUGUUGGCGGUGCCCAGCAGUGUGGGAUGAGAGCGCUACAGGUGCGGACUGGGAAAUUCAGGCCCAGUGAUGAGCACCAUCCAGAAGUGAAGGCUGAUGGGUACGUGGACAACCUUGCAGAGGCUGUGGACCUGCUACUACAGCAUACGGACAAGUGAUAGACCUUCAGGGAGGGCCCCAGCCUCCUUCCCCCCACUGCCCCUCCCUCCUGUCUCCAGGCCCAUAACCACCCAAGGCUAGCCCAGCCCUCUCUGGCAUAGGCUGAUGAGGGUAGUGACCAGAGCCAACCAGCCCCUUCCUAUCCUCCCUCUGCUGACCCCAUCAACCUUCCUUCCUCCCCAGCCUUUGGGUAGAGGUUUGUUCCCUGCCUCUGUGGCCUGAACCCCUGCCCAGGCCCAUAGUGCCAUCCAUCCAAGAGGGUGGAACGGACCUGUCAGGCGCCCAGAGAAUGAACCCUAGGCACAGGCUGGAAGGUCCUCCAGCAAUGUCUGAGUCUCCAAAUUCCUUCAGUCAUCAUUCAGUCUGUCCAAUUGGAUGAGGGUGUGGUGCCUCCCUCAGCAAACUUUGCAUGUGAGUGUGGAGCCUGCAGAAAGCCCAGGGCCUGCCAUGCCAGCCUCCCUGGGACUGGCCAGUGACCCCUGCCCACCACCCACGGCCCCUCCCGGCCCCAUGUCAAUGUGACUGAUCGGUGCUCUGCCCCCCAUCCCUGCCUCUGAAAACAGUGUCAGCCCAUGCUCUUCCCGUCCCCACAAAUCACCUAGACGUGGGCCGAGGACUGCUGUCCUGCAGAGCGGGAAUGUCAGCUGCCGCACCACCCUGCAGCUCAGACAGCACAGUGGAUCAGUAUGGACAGACUUGGAUGUGUCAUGCCUCUUUCACCAGAAGAACCAAUGGCUUCAUAAACUGGGCCUUGACUGCUGC
This is a messenger RNA of Nannospalax galili (Upper Galilee mountains blind mole rat), 1631 nucleotides long. It is a transcript of the gene Lhpp, whose product is annotated as phospholysine phosphohistidine inorganic pyrophosphate phosphatase. Bases 56 to 868 code for a protein of 270 amino acids. The record is from RefSeq and is a predicted model, not a curated record. Lineage: Eukaryota; Metazoa; Chordata; Mammalia; Rodentia; Spalacidae. Gene Ontology annotation, cellular component: cytosol. Gene Ontology annotation, biological process: dephosphorylation. Gene Ontology annotation, molecular function: phosphatase activity; inorganic diphosphate phosphatase activity. The transcript has 7 exons.